Micromonas pusilla CCMP1545 is the source of this 744-nucleotide messenger RNA. RefSeq lists its product as uncharacterized. Gene Ontology annotation, molecular function: kinase activity. The annotation marks the transcript as partial. Lineage: Eukaryota; Viridiplantae; Chlorophyta; Mamiellophyceae; Mamiellales; Mamiellaceae. The record is from RefSeq and is a predicted model, not a curated record. The transcript has a single exon.
GUCGCGAACCUCGACGCGGUCCUCGGCGACGGGACGCGGCGAGACGCGAUCGCCGCGCUCGCCGCCGCGGUGGGCGCGUACCUCUGGGUGAAACUCUUCGACGUGCUCGCGUCCAACGACGUCCUCGAACGCAAGCUGUCCAGAAAGCUCAUCCACACGUCGUGCGGCCCGUUCUUCGUGCUGCUGUGGCCGCUGUUCAGCGCGUCGCCGAGCGCGAAGUACUUCGCCGCGGCGGUGCCGGUGUUGCAAGGGAUACGUCUGAUGGCCAUCGGCGUCGGGGCGAUCGAAAACGAAGACGCGAUUCGCGCGGUGUCUCGAGAGGGCGACCGCACGGAGCUGCUUCGCGGGCCGCUGUACUACACCGCGGUCCUCGUCGUGUGCACCGCGGUGUUCUGGCGCGGCUCGCCGUCCGGGAUCGCCGCGCUGUCGCUCAUGUGCGGCGGCGACGGCCUCGCGGACAUCGUCGGUCGGAGGCUCGGGAAGGGGAACCCGCUGCCGUUCAACGCGGACAAGUCGUACGCGGGGAGCGCGGCUAUGUUUUUAGGCGGGUUCGGUCUGUCCCUCGCCCUGUGCGCGUUCUUCCACGCGCUCGGGUACAUGUCCGUGGACCCGGGAUCGGCGGCGGGGAGGCUCGCGCUGAUCGCGGCGGCGUGCACCGCGAUCGAGGCGCUGCCGGCGGGGUCGUUCCUGGACGACAACAUCUCCGUGCCGGUGGUGGCCGUCGUACUGGGGGGGGUGUUAUUU